GCGCGUUGAGCGCCGGUUGAAAACUUCGACUCGAACUGCGAAGGAUAUGUCGCUGAGAACACCAUACCCGUGCGUAAGAGACUAGACUGUGAUAGCGAUUACGUUGGGUUUAAAUCUAGGUCUCGUUUAUUUUCUUUCUUUUGUUGCUUUAAUGUGAUCAAUAAAAUCUCACGGCGGAUAUAUUUUUCUCACUCCGACUGAUUUAAAAUUGGAAUCAAUUUCAACAAGUAUCUUAUCCUUACGAAACAAAAAAUAAAUAUCAGUUCAGGAGACGAAAAAAAGGUUUAUUCCCUCACAGUGAACUUUUCGAGCUAUCAAGUUGAUGUGUUGAAAGUAUUGUUGAUAUUUUGCCAGAUAUAGUUUAAUUCUGUGAAGUAUAUCGUUGUGUUUUUAAACCGUGUUCUGUGUUGUUGUUUUUUUUUUUGUUUCUAAGAAGGAGGUUCAAUAUUGUUUAUAUAAUUGGUUCAGCUUACAUCUACACUAGCAAGAUAGUCGAAGCUACAAUAAGAUGUUAACAUUCACUUUUCAUGUCACGACAGCAUGGGGUUAGAAACACCACUACAGUGAGAAGCGGCUUAAAACUAUUCAAAAUCAAAAUGUAAUAAAUAUCUAUACAUACUUAUAAAUAAUUUCGACAGGCUACGGCAAAAGAACACAACUCUCUACUUUUUUUUAAUGUCAAGAACGCGGUACUAAUGGUAAAGUAUUUCCAAGCCGAGUUGAACUUCAAAGCAUGUACCCAUGUCAUUCUUAAGAAUCACCUGCAGAUCAUCGCCAAGGCAUUACAGAAUUUCAUCUCAAAAUAAAACAUUUUACGGGCCAGAAUGUUUUCCAAGUUUUCGGAUAUUUUACUGGAUUUUCCUGGUGAUAUUUCUAAUCCUGUUCAUGCCCCUGGAGUUGACGUCGGAGCCACGUAUUAAGAGUUUAAACGUUAGUGUCUUGCUUCCUUUGAAAAGCAGCGAACAUUUCAACGAGAAAUGGGAUAUGAGGCUAGUCUUCAGCUCCAUAAGGCAAGCGUUUGAGACCAAGUCGCGGGAUCUCUUGCCCGGACUUCAGGUGUCCUUCCACGAAAAGGACUCGGAAUGCUCCGUGUGGUACGCCCCCCUCCAGGCCACUCAGCUUUACAUUGAGAAACACAUCAACGUGUUCUUCGGCCCCAUCUGCCCGCACGCCAUGAACCACAUCGUCCCGCUGUCCAGCCACGUGUGGAACAUCCCGGUCAUCAGUGCCGGAGGGUACCCGUUGGAGUACGACAAUAAGGUGGAGUACUCCGCCCUGACCCGCGUCUCGUUCUCCUCUUCGCAGCUGUCCAGGGCGAUGAAACCCUUCUACUCGGCCUUUAACUGGACAAAGAUCGGCUACGUCACGGACAUGGACCACACGUCGCUCUGCUACCACACUCUGUACCCUCACUUUUUAGUGAACCCGAUCUUUAACGCCGCCCUUUCAUUGGAAACAAUACAGGAGAUUUUGCAGAGGGCAAGUCUAGUCGUAAGAAUUAUCGUCCUUUGUGCCAGCCCCGACAGUGUCCGUGAUAUCAUGAUCAAGGCCCAUGACCUCAAUUUCGACAACGGAGAAUACGUGUUCUUCAAUAUUGAUCUCUUCAGUAGCGACAACGCCACUGCCAAGCCAUGGUACAGGCCCAACGACACGGAAGAGAACAACAGAAAGGCGCGUAAAGCCUACGAGAGUCUGAUGACCGUGACCCUGAGGAAACCAACCAGCGAGAACUACAAGAACUUCUCCGAGGAGGUGAAGAGGAGGGCCGCCAAGAUGUACCCAAACUUUACUUAUGGUGAACAAGAGGUGAACAGUUUCGUUGGCGCUUUCCACGACGCUGUUAUCUUGUACGCGCUCGCUCUGAACGAGACUAUUGAGGCUGGUGGCAACGUGAGUGAUGGUCUGAAUAUAACGCGCAGAAUGUGGAACAGGACGUUUGAGGGUAUCACAGGUAAUGUGAGUAUCGAUGAGAAUGGAGACAGGAACGCUGACUACUCACUACUAGACUUGAACCCAGAGACUGGCACGUUUGAGGUCGUAGCUGAGUACUUUGGAAACACCAAACAGUACACUCCUACUGAAGGUAAAAAGAUUCACUGGGCAGGCGGACGUGACGGACCUCCUCCAGACGAGCCCAUAUGUGGCUUUGACGGUAGCAAAUGCCCACCCAAAAAGCCGUUUCCCGAGUAUGGCAUUGUUAUCAUCGUCUUGGGUUCCAUCCUUCUGGUCGUCCUCAUUGUUACCUUCUUUGUAUAUAGACACUUUAAAUUAGAGGCGGAGCUGGCGGAGAUGAACUGGAGGGUCCGGUGGGAGGACAUUUUGUUUGGAGCCCCCACGAUGAACUAUAAGAAACAAGAGAACAGACAAAAUCAGAACGGUCACCGCAACUCCUACCAAAGUGAUUGUUCGGCGGACACCAUAGCAGUGCACUUACGAGAUGUGGGAAACAGACAAUUGUUUACCAAGACUGGCUAUUACAAAGGUGCUAUUUUAGCGAUCAAACCUAUUCCAAGGGCUCACAUUAGCAUUCAGAAACCUUUGCUCCUGGAAAUUAAAAAGAUGAAAGACUUACAGAAUGAUCAUCUGGUUCGCUUCCAUGGAGUAUGUAUUGAUGUGCCCCACCAAUGUAUAUUAACAGAGUACUGUCCUAAGGGUAGUUUACAGGAUGUUUUGGAGAAUGAAGAAAUCAAAUUAGACUGGAUGUUCAGAUAUUCCAUAAUGCAAGACAUUGUCAGAGGAAUGGCCUAUUUGCAUAGCACUGAGAUCAAAAGCCACGGUCACUUAAAGUCCAGCAACUGCGUGGUGGACAGUAGGUUCGUGGUCAAGAUCACGGACUUUGGGCUGCAUUACUUCAGAGAAAAGGAAGAAGAGCUGGAAGAAAACCUCUACGCCAAACACAGAAGUCAAUUAUGGACAGCGCCCGAGCUUCUUAGGAUGAGCAAUCCUCCAGCAGGCGGUACUCAGAAGGCAGACGUGUACAGUUUCGCCAUCAUCUGUCAGGAGAUAGUCUACAGAUCUGGCGUGUUUCACUUACGAAACAUUGACCUUUCACCCAACGAAAUCCUUGAUAAACUUAAGACUGGGGUAAAGCCCUACUUCCGUCCAACGCUGGAAGAAUUCGAUUGCCCCAACGAUGAGCUGGCUGUCACCAUCAGAGUGUGUUGGUCUGAAGACCCAGCAGAGAGGCCAGACUUCCAACAGUUAAGGACAAGCAUUAAAAAGCUGAAUAAGGAUGGGGACAAAGGAGAUAUUCUGGAUAAUCUGCUUUCUCGAAUGGAGCAGUACGCUAACAACUUGGAGGCUCUAGUAGAGGAAAGAACAUCUGACUACCUCCAAGAAAAGAAGAAAGCCGAGGAACUCUUAUACAAUAUGUUGCCCAAGUUUGUGGCUUCCCAACUAAUACGUGGUGAGACAGUCAGUGCUGAAUGGUACGAUGGUGUCACCAUAUACUUCAGUGACAUCUGUGGGUUCACUGCCAUGUCUGCAGAAAGCUCGCCUAUGCAGGUCGUUGACCUUCUAAAUGAUCUGUACACAUGUUUUGAUUCCAUCCUUGAAAGCUUUGAUGUCUACAAGGUGGAAACAAUAGGAGAUGCCUACAUGGUUGUCUCUGGCUUACCUGUCAGGAAUGGGAACCUUCAUGCCAGGGAGAUAGCCAGGAUGUCAUUGGCCUUGCUUCAUGCUGUGUUCAAGUUUAAGAUACGACACAGGCCCGGAGACCAGCUGAAACUCAGGAUCGGCAUGCACAGUGGUCCAGUGUGUGCUGGUGUGGUUGGUUUGAAGAUGCCUCGAUACUGCCUCUUUGGAGACACUGUGAAUACGUCCUCAAGAAUGGAGUCUAAUGGCUUGCCUCUACGCAUUCAUGUGAGUCCAGCCACUAAAGAAAUUUUGGAAACUUUUGGAACAUUCCAACUAGAGAUGAGAGGAGCUGUUGAAAUGAAGGGUAAAGGUGCCAUCACGACUUACUGGCUCCUUGGCGAGAAAGAUUCCCCGUACAACAUUCGCCAACAGGGCUGUAAUGAGCCUGGAUUAAUAGAGUCACCAAGCAAAACACUUAGUGCAUCCCCAUCAGGUCAUUAACACACAUCCAGUUUGUGCUCUGUACCCUGGACACAUGCACAAGGAAGUGUAAGAUUUCAAUGUCUGCUGAGUUCCUAAUAUAUUUGCAUAUCAUAUUCUAUCUUUUGGUAUUUUCUUGUAAAUUGUUACUGUGAACUUUAGAUCAAGGCAAAAACAUGUCAAACUUUUCCUUUGUGUAAAUGUGUUGUAUCUUAUGGGUAACCUUCUUUUCUUUUUUCUGUGUUACCAGUAUGUAAGCUAUUUUAUUUUACCUUGAUUUUCAAAAUCCGUAAAAUCAAAUUUUAACACAUUAUUUUUUUCUUUUUCAUAAUUUAAAGGGAGUACAGAUUUAUUUUUUUAAAACUAUGAACAAAAUGAUAUGGAAUGAAGAAUUCCAUGCAACGUUUAUAAAUAAAAACAUGAUUGUAUAUUCAUGAAAUGGAUCAUACUAGGCUACUUGUAAAUAUUUAGAACAGACAAGGAGUGUUUUAGGUCAUUUUGUUUUCUUUCAUAUUAUAUUUUGAUUGGUAUGUAUUUGAAUCAAGGUGAUGUAUUUAUACAAAAUACAUUGUAAAACGAAUUGUUGUAAGAUUUUUAAUUUUUUUUUGCCUAAGUAUAGAUUUGUAAUAAACUUUUCAAGGCCCUAUAGUCAAACAAUUAUCAUUGUGAUGAACCCGCCCCCUCCUCCCAUAUUACCAUAAAAACAUUUAAAAUCUUACAUUUAUAACACUGAAGACAAAACAACAACAACAUGGUGAUGAUUCUCCAAAAGGGCAGUCAUUCUGAUCUGGUAUGAACAAAUCCCAAUCAGAAAAUAUGGAGUCAUUUCAGAAAUCGAUGCAAUUAUCAAAAGGAAGUAAAACUUCACAGUAGACUAUAACCAGUUUGGUCCAUCCAUAUAAGGUCCCAUGUGAAUUUCAUGUCACAAAGACUGUCCUUAUUGGAUGCUUUCUGUUAUGAUAUUCCGUAAUUAAAAACACUUUUGUAUUACACUAAUUUCAAUUUAUUAUUAGAGCAAGGUGUUUUGUUUUUCUUUCAAUUAUAUGUUAACUUUUGAUCUGUUCAUUAGUAAAAAAAAUUUUUUUUUUUUUUUAAAUUAAUUUUUAUAUGAAAUCAGCUUUCAUACAUUGUCAUGUCUGUUUCUACUGCCAUGUUGAAAGUCAAUUAGAAAAUUAGUCAAUUUUUUUUAGUUGUCAUCUCCUUAAGAUCUUGUUGCUUCUCUCCCCUGAUUCCCUGUUAAAAUAAUUCUAAUAUUAGAAAUAUUUUAUUAUUUUUUUUAAAGUCAAAGUGAGAUUUGGCUUUAUAAACUGUUAUUUUUUUUAUUUUUUUUGGCCGGUAAUUUGUAUGUCCUUAAAAAAAUGUUUGCAGUUGCUAUAAAAAAACAACAACAUUAAUUGUUAUCUGUGUGAUCAUUUUUUUUUGGUUAUUACAUGUAUUGUGUUAUACAAUUUAUUUUUCUACAUUUUGUCUAUAGGCUACAACUUUGUAGAUUUUUUUUUUCUUUCUUGAUAUUUUUCAUUGACCUUUUAUUAACAAUUAUUGAGAUAUGUAUGUAUCUGAUAUUUUGUUAUAAUAUAGUUUAAUUAAAUUAGUCCCUUUUUUUGCGUGUCUACUUUUAGUAGGAAAACUGCUCCCUCUUUUAUAUAUAUAUCUAUUUAAAUUAUUGUGUGAUAUUUCAUUGUUUCAGAUUGUGAUUCUUGUAUACACCUGACAGUUUUUUUUUAUGUCUAAGCAUUUUAUGUUGACAGUUAUUAAUAAACAAUGUAAUAUCUUAUUGUUUUUUUUUUUAAAUAAUUAUUUAUACUGUUUUUAUUUCCAUUUUUCAUUGUGAUAUAUUUAUUUCAUAUACAAAACUUUUUUUUUUUUAAAUUUGGAUUUCAAAUUUUUUCAGUCAACAUAUUAUAUUAUUUAUUAACAAAAUCGAAUUGACAAAAGGAGGUAACUCUAAUUAAUGGAUGUGCACUGUGUGUGUGUGUAUGCCUGUGUCUUGGUGCAUGUGUGUCUCCAUACAUAUAUGUGGAUUGAUGGUGCCUUUAUUUUUUUAAACAUCACUUCUCAUCAAUCUCAGAUCAUUGAUCGGAACUCCUCACUGCGCACAUUGACUGUAGCAUUAUGUAUCCCCACACGCCCAUUCUGUUGAGUCUGUGAGAAGAAGUCAUCUCCUUAAGAUCUUGUUGCUUCUACUUGCUUUUCUUCUAGCUUUAUGGAUGUACUCAUUACAAAAAAUAGGAAUGACUAUGUUCAGGGCCAGCCCUAAUAAUUGCGAAACGGAUUGUGCGGGGCCCCAGUUUGGGUAGGGAUAAGUAUAAUGUCAAUAUUAAGAUUUUAAAUUAAAAAAUACAUUCGUCUUUGCAAAAAAAUUGUAUAUACUGAAAGCUGACAAUACGUUUUUUUUCUUAUCGCGUGUAGGAUUGGUAUCGCAAAAUAACACUGCCUAUUUUUAAGAUUUUAAUAGUUUCAAAUUUCAAGGACUUUUUCGGUUAUUUUGCAAUUUGAGGAAAUUUUCAGGAGCCCUGGAUAAUCGGGAGGCAGCGGAAACCAUGUUAUUAUAUAUAAAUUAUAAUGAUUUUAAUUUAAUAAUUUAUACCUAGAAUUAACGCUGGGCCCACUGUGUCCGCAUAUGUUACAGUGGCCUAAGGCCGACCCUUACUAUGUUUGUGUCAAGAAUAUAUCAAUGUUUUACCCAUACACAGCUCAUUGAGAUUAAAAUGCCAUCUUGAACUUAUCUAAUCCUUAUCUGUUCAGAUUGAUUAUCAAGUUUUCUUGAAAGAUGAUAACAAACUUUUAUUUAAUCACGUCAAUUUAUCAUAUAUAUAUAUAUAUAUAUAUUUUGUCUGUCUUUAACCUCAUAAACAAUUUUUUUUUUUUUUUUAUAAAU
Molecule: messenger RNA, 6934 nt
Organism: Biomphalaria glabrata
Lineage: Eukaryota; Metazoa; Mollusca; Gastropoda; Planorbidae
Product: atrial natriuretic peptide receptor 1-like
Exons: 23
Coding region: 742-4077 (1111 amino acids)
Biological process (GO): protein phosphorylation; receptor guanylyl cyclase signaling pathway; intracellular signal transduction
Cellular component (GO): membrane
Molecular function (GO): ATP binding; protein kinase activity; peptide receptor activity
Source: RefSeq, a predicted model, not a curated record